Messenger RNA from Penaeus monodon (black tiger shrimp), 1212 nucleotides. RefSeq names its product very-long-chain (3R)-3-hydroxyacyl-CoA dehydratase hpo-8-like. Gene Ontology annotation, cellular component: endoplasmic reticulum membrane. Lineage: Eukaryota; Metazoa; Arthropoda; Malacostraca; Decapoda; Penaeidae. Gene Ontology annotation, molecular function: 3-hydroxyacyl-CoA dehydratase activity. Gene Ontology annotation, biological process: sphingolipid biosynthetic process; fatty acid elongation; very long-chain fatty acid biosynthetic process. The record is from RefSeq and is a predicted model, not a curated record.
AAGAGGAGCGGCACCGAGCGCCGGGGUCCCUGCCAGGGGGACGUCGGCGACCCGCAGCUAGCAGACGAUGCCCUUCCUGCAGGCGCGCGGGGACGUCGGCGCUCCUGCUUCAGCUCCUGUAGUCGUGCUCCAACGCCUUGCUCGUCCUCGGGAUCCCCACGCCUGAGUCCAGGUCGUCCUCAGCUUGUCUCGUCUUUUGCCUGGCCUCCCCACCCCGGGAAUUCUUCGUUUGGUACACGCCCAAGGCCGACGACCCAAGCUCCUUGGGGAACCUGUACCUCAUUUUUUACAACGUGUUCCUCACUCUGGGGUGGUUGAUCGUCUUGAUUCAGACCGUCCACCAUCUAGUUCACGAGCAAGGCAAUAUUACUGGACUAUGGGAAAACACCAGUUCCGUGCUCCUGAUUUUCCAAACGCUGGCGGUCUUAGAGAUCAUGCACUCGGCUGUCGGUCUUGUGUCCUCCAGCGUAAUGAUGGUCCUACCACAGGUGUUCUCUCGUUUGAUGGUGACUUGGGCCAUCCUCUACUCUUUUGAAGACUCACGCACCAGCAUAGGAUUUCCAAUGCUUUUGAUUGCCUGGAGUGUGACCGAAGUGAUUCGCUAUUCUUUCUACUUUUUGAACAUCCUCAAACAAGUGCCCUUCCUUCUCACCUUCCUCAGGUACACCCUUUUCAUUGGCCUCUACCCACUUGGUGUAACUGGCGAGAUCCUCUGUGUAUAUGCAGCACUGCCAGCAGCAGCAGAGAAAAAGAUUUACUCUGUUAGCAUGCCAAAUGCUCUCAACUUUGCCUUUGACUUCUAUUAUGGACUCAUUGUCUUUGUUCUUCUUUAUUUCCCAGUGUUCCCAUCAUUAUACAUGCAUAUGUUCGCUCAGAGACGCAAGGUUCUCGGCGGUGGACACAAGAAGAAGGAAUAGAAGAAGUUUGAUGCUGUAUAGUAUUCCAUAGUUUUAAUGAUUCCCCUUUUUUCUCUCACAUUUCGACCAAUAUUAAUUUUUUUCUCACUGAAUAUGGGUUUUCAUAGGCAAAUGAUAUUUUUUUAUACAUGUAGUGAAGAGCCUGAAAAAAAGAAAAAAAAAAUGACUUUCUAUUUGUUACUUUGACAAACAUUUGAUGCUCAAAACAAGAAGAAAAGGUCACAAGCUGAUAACAUGUACACACAAACUACUCUCUAAUAUAGUAUUAGUUAAAUCCUAAGGGAACAAAAGCCAC